This is a messenger RNA of Blastomyces gilchristii SLH14081, 5737 nucleotides long. RefSeq lists its product as uncharacterized. Lineage: Eukaryota; Fungi; Ascomycota; Eurotiomycetes; Onygenales; Ajellomycetaceae. Bases 1279 to 3519 code for a protein of 746 amino acids. The transcript is spliced from 6 exons. The record is from RefSeq and is a predicted model, not a curated record.
CUCAGGCCAACAACACAACGUCGUCCUCAAAGCUGCUGCUGGACUUCUCGUUCUUCCCGGCGAAGGCCACCACUCACAUCAGCAGAAAGAGGAUGACGACAUUAAGUCAAUAUCGCCCAACAAAGGCGCUGGAUUGCGGAUGGAUUUUGCGGGAAGCCAGACAUAUAAAAAAGGAACCACCACGUUAACUUACGUUACGCAGUUGAGUUGAGAAUCCCUCCUGGCUGAAACUGCUCUCAAGCACAAGGACGUUGUUCUCUUUACGUUACUGAUGCUGAGUCUAGAUCUCAAUGGGGUUUCUCCUUUUCUCCUUUUCUCCCCAUUUUAUUUAAAACCACGGAACGGUUGGUUAUCGGGCUAUUCGAUACCCUACAUAUCUCAUCAGGCACUGGAUGCAGAUGCAGACACAGACAGCCUCACAGAACGCGCCAGGGAAUAAAAUCUAAGCCAUUUCCACAAGCCUCAUCAGUGCAACACCUCGAGAUUUUCAUGAGCUGGAUUUCAGCGAUUAGCCCUGGCUAGGCUCUGCGACGACGCCUCGCUGGCCAAUUACCAGCCCGCGUUUAUCUGCAGUGUCUGCGCAGUUGGUUGGCUAACUAUUAUUAUUCUCCCUGCGGUGCUAGUAAAUACUACGAAGUACUAAAAUGGGAGAUCGGGAUAUCCUCUUGUUAUUUUCUGAUUACCGAUGAUUUAUACAACUACUCUACCUUCUCGAUGGUUUAUAUAUAUAUUCCAUUGACUCUAAUGGGAGAUCAUUUGAACUACCACUUAUCCCUGCUGGCUCCACCAGCUCUUCUUCAACGAAUUCUGGGAUAAAACAAUAAUAAUUCUUCCCCGCUAGCUACUCCUAAGCCAAACCUUCGGGAUCCGCGACUAGCGAACACUGCUGCGAGCAAUAUUGGUGACGCCAUCAGAUUCCAGCAGUCUCUCCCCUUUCUCGCCCAACCUGCCUAGAUCUCGAUUCGCACUCUUCUAACACGUCGAUCUGGUCGAUUUGCCGCAGUCUGGGCUUUCUUGGAAGUCUUUGGCUUGCACAAAGGCACAGAUAUAUAUCGUAUUUCCGGGUUCCCUGAAACGCUGAUCUCGCAGUCCAGUCCCCCCCCUGUAGGCGCCGCUGGUGCCCAGAACCCCUCUCCCCCAGACCUCGCUGUUACAGAAAACGGCCAAAAGCCCACCUUUUCCCGCCGCCCUUGUCCCACAGAGAUUUAUCUAGUCCAGGCCUUUUCUCGGUGAGGAAAAGCUCGGACGAGAUAUUUCCUGCUUUCCGUCCAAAUCCACAUGCCGUUAAACAUCACAAUAGAUCACGCUACCUCCCAUGGCUCCGAUCAUUCCUCCUUGACCGACGACGAAGACGGUUCCUCCGGCACUGGCGUCCAAGUCUCCCCGCCCUCAGCAACCAGCAGUCACGACCAUUAUGAUCACUAUGAUGUGGGCGGUGAUUGGGCCCAUUUAAGCUAUCCCGAUGAACUAAAACCUUCCGAUUCUGCUUCCAGAGCAAGAACUUCAAACCGCCAUCGCAAUCUGGAUAACAGUAGAUCAGGGCCCAGUCGCCGCCAUUCAUCUCGCCGACAUAUACCACAGGAACGUGAGCCAGUAGUAGCGCAUCGGCCGAGGAGGCACCAUCACCCCCCGGCACCCGCCUCACCUACAGAAAGUGUUGACUCUGCUGACGAGUACGAUUAUCCGCCGCCUCGACGUCCGCCUGAAAGGCAAUAUUGGGCUUCGCAUGCUCCUCAUCCUCCUCCUCCAGGAGGGUAUGCCCGCAGUUCCGCCUCUGCACCAUCAUACAAUCCAUAUCCUCAGCAAGGGACUAUGCCACACGGAGUUAUGCAGCCAACCCACGGCGGGCAUCCAGGGAUGCCGUCGAAUCAGUUAGUACAGUUGGGACACAUGGGCCAUAUGGGAGGUAUGAAUGCACAUAUGGGCCACUACCCCCCCGGCCAGCAGCACCAUUACCCAUACGGGCCACCUCCGUUUUCACCACAUCCGCAAGUACAAAAUCACCAGAUGCCACCUCCUUUCUUCAACGGCCAUGAACACCCAAUGCACCAUCAGCCUGUCCCCCGUCAACGACAACAUGUUCACCACCAUCGCCGUACGCGGAGCCAAUCUCGUCCUCCACCGCCUCCACGGGAUGAAAGUGAAAGCCCUUCCCCCAGACCUCCACAUGCCCACCCGGUGCCUGGUCAUCACCACCCUCCAUUCCCGCCCCCUCAAUUUAGCCCUGUGGAUAUGGUUCCUUACGGCAUACCCCCCAGCGGCCUACAUGGAGCUCCACACGGAGGCCCACACGGAGGCCCUGCUUACUUUCCCCCUUACGGCCAUCAGUUUCCUCCUCUGCCCCAUGGCAUGCCCCCGCCACAUUUCUUCCAGCAAUUUCAACGCCAACCGUCACCACCACCAAAAGAACCCACUCCCCCACCACCCCCUGCUCCACCCCAACCGGAUCCCAAAGAUGAAGCGAUCGCACGGCUGGAAAAACUCAUUCUCGAGGAACGAAUGGAACGAGAAGCCAAAGAACUCGCUCGUGAAGCUGCUAUCGAGAAGGCUGCUCGUGACAAGGCUCUUGCAGAAGAGCGCGCGGCCAUUGAGAAAAAAAUCGCAGAAGAAGCUGCAGCCAAGGCAAGCAAAAUCGCUAGAGAGGAAGCCAUGAAAGAGGCCGAAAUAAAAGCCGCAGAAGAGGCUGCCAAAGCGAAAAUAGCCGCAGAAGAAGCCGCUGCUGCAGCGGCUGCAGAAGCAACGGAGAAAGCUACCGCCGAGGCAGCAGUAAAGACUGCUGAGGCUGUUGCGGCUGCGACAGCCGCAGCCCGAGCGCCGAGUACUGAGAAGAAAAAGCCGGUCAAGUUCAAAGAUGCUAUUGGAAGGAAAUUUAGUUUUCCUUUCCAUUUGUGUAAUACAUGGCCAGGUAUGGAGGAGUUGAUCCGGCAAGCAUUCCUCCACGUUGACAUACUUGAGCAGCAUGUCGCGGAGGGCAAAUAUGAUCUAGUUGGCCCCAACAACGACAUCAUCCUCCCACAAGUUUGGGAGACUGUAAUAGAACCGGAUUGGGCCAUCACUAUGCACAUGUGGCCUGUUCCGGAGCCUAAGAAGUCGAAGAAGCCGAAGAACCCGGAUCCACCUGAGGUACUAGAGGAUGACCCCAAUCUGGUUACCAUUAUGGAUCUAAAGGCUCUAGGUGCGCCCCCUCCUCAUGCUCCUGCUCCUCCUCCUCCACCACCACCACCACCUAUACCACAGCCUCCACCAGAUGUCGAGGUCUUCAUGGCUUCGGGUCUGCCACCAUUUCCAGGUCCACUUGUUGACGCUCCUCAACUUCCAGCGGAUGGACAACUGCCACCGCCGCCUCCCGGCCCUAAGAAACCACGUCCCCGGGACCCCAACCCGGGAGCCUUUACCAUGUGGAUGAUGGGAGGCAAUAGAAGCAGGCUGCCGAACAAGCCUUUAAAAGCGGAAAAAAAGCUUGAAGUCAUCCCGCAGCCCCAGCUGCAGCAGCAUGAUGAACAAUGCUGUGUCAUGUAAAUGAGAGAUUGGUUGAUUAGAAACGAAGCAGCAACAAAGAAAUAACACUCGGAAACCCCCCCCCCCCCCCCCACGAUUCUAACAAUUCUAGGGCACCCUGUCUUUCGCACCUCCCACGGAUGACUGACCGAGUAUCUACAUUUGACAAAACAAGCAAAAGCAUAAGCACGAGAACAAUAGCACCGACCAUAUAAAUGAUGUGGAAUUUGGUUCAAAAUGACACCCUUGUCGCGGAUGGACAACAAUUCUUAAAACGAAAUGGCCACCCAUUCGUCCUGGCCAUCCAGUCAAUUGUUGAAAGAAACUUGAGCUGCCAAAGAGAUAAAUUCGCCUAUUCGCCUGUGAGGUACUACAGCCGCCUCUACCCGGCGUCCUGUGAGGUCGUUAAACAAAAAUAACAACUUUAUGGACCAAAAAUUCUCUAAGUGGCUUCCGUCGACUCUGUGUGUGUGUGCCUGGCAAAAUCAACAACCAAAUGGCUAUUAAAUUUCCCACAACGUCGUCUUGAUAUUUCUCAACUCAUCUUGGUUGCUUUUGCUUAUUUCCCCAUCACGACACCCUGCCUGGACAUCCAUCUCGCCUCACCACUUCUCCCUCUCGUCACAUUUCCAGAGUUUACCAUGUAGUGUUGUUGCCAGUUCGAAAUCAUCCCAGUCACUUUCUAGCAUGAGGGAUUCUUCAGUGAGGCAUGGCUUUUCCUCCCGAGCGAACCUUGGGAUUGGUUUCUCAUGCUCUCAAAAUCAAAGAUCAAAAAAAAAAAAAAAAAAAAAAAAAAAAAACAAAAAAAAAGAUAUAACAUGUUUUGUUUUUUUAGCAUCGAUUUUUUAAUUAUUAUUUUUGGACGUGGUUUAUGAAAAAUCAUUGGCUAUCUUUUUUGAUGAGAUUUUUAUGCCUUUGAUACCAUAUUUGUCAGUUUUUGAUAUAUUUUAUCUAUUUUCAUUGAUAUCCAUCCCCGGGUUCUUGUAGAGCGUUGUUGUACUUCUUUACCAUGCGACCUAAUAUGCCCCCCCCUCUUUUGUUUCUUCCCUUUACUCUCACCCUCAUCUUACUCCUUCCAUUGAAUGAAUGCAGAGUGUACCACUAUCCAUCGUCAAUUCGGAGGAGGCUUGAAGGAUUCGCUUUUUUCUUUUUUCCCCUCUCUCUUCCACCUUCCUGUAAAGAUUCUUUGAAGGUUACUGUAGUGUGUAGAAGCUCUUUGCACAUGAUUUGUAGGGAGAGCUAGAUGAUGAAAGGGGAAAAAAGAGAAUAAAGCUGUGUGAGAGAACAACAGCAUUAGAAGAUGGUUAUUGCUUCUUCGUACACAAGCGAAGGAGAACGCGGAAAAAAAUAAAACGAAAGUGAGUGGUCAUGUCAUGGUGAUGUCCUAGAUUUGUUCCACCCCUUUCUUCACCAAGCGAACAUUUGUCUAUGAGCACCUUCUGAACCACUCUAGUUCUUUAGGAGAUUCCGUAACCUAAAAAUUUGUGAUCAAUGUCCCUCUGAUUGACUGUUUGAAGUAUAUACCCCUUUCUACGUUGUAAAUGCUCAUUCUCGUUUCCUGCCCCCCUUGCCGCGCUAGUCCUACUCCCUCGCAAUCAGUACGUAACUAAGCAUCUAGCUGCGUUACUCCAUUGGGCGAGAGGCCUUUGGAAUAGUAAAGGCUUAAAGUGUCCCUAUGCGUUCAUUGUAUUUAGCUCAGCUUCCCCCGCAGAGUUUCACCAGCUUUGCAUGCCCAUUUAUACACCUCUUCUCCUUCCAUCCACUGGAGUUCUAGAGAGCCCAACGUAGCUAGCAGCCCGGGUUGAGAAUGAACUAAUGAGAUUACGAGGUUGAGGGGAAAACGACAUAAUGCUUCAAAUGCUAAAACUAAAUCCUUUCUAUCACACACCCAUAUUCAAUCCACCUCUACAAAAGCAAUGGCUUUCGUGGGGCUAUGCCAUCUUCAACUUCCACAUCCGAAUGAUCCAGCGGCCACUGGCUGGAUCGAUCAGUAGUCGUGGCCGAUCGUCUAGAUAGGGCCCGAGGCAACAAUCCGCUCACUGUUUUAGGAAUUAACGGAGUUGUCGAUGUAAACCUUCUCAGGCUUCGACCUUCGUGGCUGUACAGGUGGCGGGUUUGCACGACGAGCGCUUCCUGAGGCGGACAAUUUCGCGUUGCCGUCUUCCGACGUUUCGCGCUGCGGCAGAGGAGAUCUGGGUCCUGUCUGGGUCGAACGUAUUGCUGUCGACCGGGCUUCUGG